CAUGUCAUCUGAGCCAUUGGUGAGCACUCAGACUACUUGUGUCAUGUUACAAACCGUUAAACACUCCCUGAAACUUCAUUUGGAUAAAGAUGUUAUGUCCUGUUCUUCUUCACUUGACUUUUGUUUUGGGAUGUCCUUGUGCUGUAGGAAAGAGAAGCAGUCUGUCUGGACAGUUCUUCUGUGUUGGUGUUCACGGAGAUCUUUGGGCCUUUAAAUGCUAUUCUGGAAAAACUUCAGUAAUGGAUCAAAGGAAAAAUGACAGUAUUGUUCCUAGUAUCACUCAAUUAGAAGAUUUUCUUACAGAACACAAUUCCAAUGUCGUUUGGCUCCUUGUUGCUACUAUUUUGUCCUGUGGAUGGAUCAUUUAUCUCACGUAUUAUAAUUCUCGGAAUGUUGGUCUUAUUUUAACAUUGGUUCUUAACAGAUUGUACAAGAAUGGCUAUAUCCAUAUUGGAUCCUUCUCUUUCUCUGUUCUUUCUGGAAAAGUCAUGGUUCGUGAAAUCUAUUACAUCACAGAAGACAUGUCUAUUAGAAUUCAAGAUGGAUUUAUCAUUUUUCGGUGGUGGAAAAUGUAUAACCCCAAGCAGAAACAACAUGAUCCAAAGGCAGAAACCAGAUUAUACAUCACAGUUAAUGAUUUUGAAUUUCAUGUCUACAACCGUUCGGAUCUUUAUGGACACCUUCAAGAGUUGUUUGGUUUGGAGCCAACAAUAAUUCCACCUAAGAAAGAUGAUGAUAAAACCCGGGAAAAUGGGAGAACAAGAACCCAGUCUAAAAUUGAAAGAGUUAAAGUAAAAACAGAAUCUCAAGACCCUGCAUCUUCAUGGCGAUCACUUAUUCCAGUCAUAAAAGUCAAUGUGAGCACAGGACGUUUGGCCUUUGGAAAUCAUUACCAACCUCAGACUCUGUGCAUCAACUUUGAUGAUGCUUUCUUAACUUACACCACAAAACCACCUUCAAGUCACCUUGACCAAUUCAUGCAUAUUGUGAAAGGAAAGCUUGAAAAUGUUCGAGUCAUGCUUGUUCCUAGUCCAAGAUAUGUUGGUCUUCAAAAUGAUGAACCACCAAGACUGAUGGGAGAAGGCUUUGUGGUGAUGCAGUCCAACGAUGUCGACAUCUAUUACUACAUGGAUGAGCCAGGACUUGUUCCAGAAGAAACAGAAGAAAGCAUUGAAGGAGAAAUAAGCAGUGAAGAUUGCAAAUUACAAGACUUACCUCCAUGUUGGGGGCUCGAUAUAGUCUGUGGUAAAGGAACAGAUUUUAAUUACGGACCCUGGGCUGAUAGGCAGAGGGAUUGCUUAUGGAAGUUUUUCUUUCCACCUGACUAUCAAAUUCUGAAAGUCUCUGAAAUUGCACAGCCUGGAAGACCAAGACAGAUUCUUGCUUUUGAGCUACGAAUGAAUAUUAUUGCAGAUGCUACAAUUGACUUGCUGUUUACUAAAAAUAGGGAAACAAAUGCUGUACAUGUGAAUGUAGGAGCUGGCUCAUAUUUAGAAAUUAAUAUUCCAAUGACAGUUGAAGAAAAUGGUUAUACCCCUGCAAUUAAAGGACAGCUGUUACAUGUUGAUGCCACCACCAGCAUGCAGUACCGGACCCUUUUAGAAGCAGAAAUGUUAGCAUUCCACAUCAAUGCCAGCUACCCCCGAGUAUGGAACAUGCCACAGACGUGGCAGUGUGAAUUGGAAGUUUAUAAAGCCACCUACCACUUCAUCUUUGCACAGAAGAACUUCUUUACAGAUUUAAUUCAAGACUGGUCGAGUGAUAGUGCUCCAGACAUUUUUUCAUUUGUUCCGUAUACAUGGAAUUUUAAAAUCAUGUUUCAUCAAUUUGAAAUGAUUUGGGCUGCUAAUCAGCACAAUUGGAUUGACUGUUCCACUAAACAACAGGAAAAUGUGUAUCUGGCAGCUUGUGGGGAAACACUGAACAUUGAUUUUCCUUUGCCUUUUACGGACUUUGUUCCAGCUACAUGUAACACCAGGUUCUCUUUAAGAGGAGAAGAUGUUGAUCUUCAUUUGUUUCUACCAGAUUGCCACCCUAGUAAAUAUUCAUUAUUUAUGCUGGUAAAGAAUUGUCACCCGAGUAAGAUGGGUCCUGACGCUGGUAUUCCUGCUGAAUGCCAGAGUGGCCAGAAAACAGUUAAACCAAAGUGGCGCAAUAUCACUCAGGAGAAAGCUGGUUGGGUUGAGUGCUGGACUGUUCCAAGUGUACUGCUUACAAUUGAUUACACCUGGCAUCCAAUUUAUCCGCAAAAGGCAGAUGAACAGCUGAAACAAUCAUUGUCAGAGAUGGAAGAAACAAUGCUGUCUGUGUUAAGGCCAGCCCAGAAGGCUGCAGACAGAGUGGCUUCCUCUCCCUCUUCUUCUGCACGCCCUCCGGUUGACCCAGCAGAACUUCCGCCUGAUAAACUUCAUGUAGAAAUGGAGCUCUCCCCAGAUUCUCAGAUAACUCUCUAUGGGCCUCUGCUAAAUGCCUUUUUAUGUAUAAAGGAGAACUACUUUGGGGAAGAUGACAUGUACAUGGAUUUUGAAGAGGUCAUCUCCAGCCCUGUGCUGUCACUGUCCACAUCAUCCAGCUCGGGAUGGACUGCUGUUGGAAUGGAGAACGGAAAGAAGGAAAGUGAAGGUUCAGCCAAGCCAGUUCACCCUCUCACCCUGCGUCCUUGGGACAUCACUGUACUGGUUAAUUUGUACAAAGUUCACGGGCGUCUUCCUGUUCAUGGAACUACUGAUGGUCCUGAGUGCCCUACUGCUUUCUUGGAAAGACUAUGCUUUGAAAUGAAAAAAGGAUUUCGGGAGACCAUGCUGCAGCUUGUCUUGUCACCCCUGAAUGUGUUUGUCAGCGAUAACUAUCAGCAGCGACCCCCCGUGGACGACGUACUCAGGGAAGGGCACAUCCAUCUGUCAGGUCUGCAGCUGAGAGCGCAUGCUAUGUUCUCUGCAGAAGGGCUUCCUUUGGGAAGCGAUUCCUUAGAGUAUGCCUGGCUAAUCGACGUGCAGGCUGGAAGCCUUACAGCCAAGGUCACUGCACCACAGCUGGCGUGUCUCUUGGAGUGGGGACAGACAUUUAUUUUUCACGUGGUGUGCCGGGAAUAUGAACUGGAAAGACCAAAAUCUGUAAUCAUAUGUCAGCAUGGGAUUGACCGUCGAGUCUGUGAGUCCAAGUUGAGUUGUAUUCCCGGGCCUUGCCCAACUUCAGAUGAUUUGAAAUACACUAUGACUCGUUUAGCAGUAGAUGGAGCUGAUAUUUAUAUUGUGGAGCAUGGCUGUGCUACAAAUAUAAAGAUGGGUGCAAUUCGGGUUGCAAACUGUAAUCUCCACAAUCCAUCUGUCGGGGAAGGAAUAAGUGCUGCAAUUCAGGAUGUUCAAGUGAGACAGUACAUUGAGCAAGUCAAUAGCUGCAGAGUUGGACUUCAGCCUGCAGUGCUCCGGAGGGCCUACUGGCUUGAAGCUGGGUCAGCCAAUUUAGGACUUAUUACUGUUGAUAUUGCAUUGGCUGCUGAUCAUCAUUCUAAACACGAGGCACAGAGACAUUUCCUAGAAGCUCAUGAUGCCAGAACUAAGAGGUUGUGGUUUCUGUGGCCUGAUGAUCCCCUGAAGAACAAGAGGUGCAGAAACAAGUGUGGCUGUCUCGGGGGCUGCAGGUUUUUUGGUGGCACGGUGACUGGCCUGGAUUUCUUCAGACUCGAAGAGCUGACACCGUCCAGUAGCUCUGCAUUUUCCAGCACAAGUGCUGCAGAGUCUGAUAUGUAUUAUGGACAGUCUCUACUACAGCCUGGAGAAUGGAUCAUUACUAAAGAAAUCCCCAAAAUCAUAGAUGGUAAUGUGAAUGGUACAAAAAGGAAGGACUGGGAAAACAAGUCAGUGGGAAUGGAAGUAGAGAGAAAAGCUCAGCAUCUGAGUCUUCAGGUUCCACUGAGAUCUCACAGUUCAUCCUCUUCCUCAGAGGAGAACAGCAGUUCCAGUGCUGCUCAGCCUUUGUUGGCCGGUGAAAAGGAAAGCCCGUCUUCUGUUGCUGACGACCACUUGGUUCAGAAAGAGUUCUUGCAUGGUACGAAAAGAGAUGAUGGCCAAGGGAGCACUCCUGCAGAAAUUUCAGGAAACAGCCCUGUGUCUCCUAACACUCAGGAUAAAUCAGUAGGUCAGUCUCCUCUUAGAUCUCCUUUGAAGCGACAAGCCUCAGUGUGUUCCACCCGACUUGGAAGUACUAAGAGUCUUACUGCUGCUUUUUAUGGAGACAAACAGCCUGUUACAGUUGGAGUUCAGUUUAGUAGUGAUGUCUCUCGGAGUGACGAGAAUGUACUAGACUCGCCAAAGCAGAGGAGAAGUUUUGGUUCAUUCCCAUACACACCAUCGGCAGACUCUAAUUCAUUUCAUCAGUAUCGAUCAAUGGAUUCUAGCAUGUCAAUGGCUGAUAGUGAAGCCUACUUUUCUGCAGCUGAGGAAUUGGAGCCCAUUAGCAGUGAUGAAGGCCCUGGUACUUACCCUGGCAGAAAAAAGAAGAAAAAGCAAGCACAGCAGAUAGACUACAGUAGGGGUUCCAUCUAUCACAGUGUAGAAGGGCCACUUACUGGCCACGGAGAAAGCGUUCCGGACCCUCCAACUCUGCCAUUCAAAACUCAUCCUUCCCAGGCUUCGUUUGUUUCUGCAUUAGGUGGAGAAGAUGAUGUUGUAGAACAUCUAUAUAUUGUGGAAGGUGAGAAACCAGUGGAGAGUGAACAGAUCACUUCUCAGCAACCUGUGAUGAAUUGUUACCAGACUUACCUUACUCAGUUUCAGGUACUUAAUUGGUCAGUUAAACACCCAACCAACAAAAGGACCUCUAAAUCCUCAUUGCAUCGUCCCCUUGAUCUGGAUACACCAACCAGUGAAGAAAGUUCCUCAUCAUUUGAACAGCUUUCUGUGCCAACGUUUAAGGUUAUCAAACAGGGGCUCACAGCUAAUUCUUUGCUAGACAGAGGCAUGCAACUUUCAGGAUCGACUUCAAAUACACCAUAUACUCCACUGGAAAAGAAAACUGUUGAUAACACAGAUGAUGAAACGUUAACGGAAGAAUGGACACUGGAUCAGCCCGUCUCUCAGACCAGAACCACGGCCAUAGUUGAAGUAAAGGGAACCGUGGAUGUUGUUCUGACUCCACUGGUGGCCGAAGCUGUGGACAGAUACAUUGAAGCUAUGGUUCACUGUGCUAGUACCCAACAUCCAGCUGCAAUUGUGGAUGAUCUCCAUGCCAAAGUCCUUAGGGAAGCCGUCCAAAAUAGCAAGACUACCUUCUCAGAAAAUUUAUCGUCCAAACAAGAUGUCCGAGGAACAAAAACUGAACACCCUACAAUAGGAACAACUAAUCAAGGACAAGCUCAGACAAAUCUUACAAUGAAACAAGAUAAUGUAACAAUUAAGGGUCUACAGGCUAAUGUUAGCAUACCAAAGGUAAACUUAUGUUUGUUACAAGCCUCAGUGGAAGAGUCUCCAACUACAGCUCCUAGUAGAAGUGUGACUCACGUGUCCCUAGUGGCAUUGUGUUUUGACAGGAUUGCUACACAAGUUCGUAUGAACAGAGGUGUAGUUGAGGAGACCUCAAAUAAUGCAGACCCUAGUAAAACAACAAAUUUUGAUAGAUACGUUCAUGCCACUAAGAUGCAACCUCAGUCAUCUGGAUCCCUCAGAUCAAAUGCUGGAGCAGAAAAAGGGAAAGAAAUUGCUGCCAAGUUACAUGUUCAUCGAGUGCACGGUCAGCUCAGGGGUCUUGACACAGCAGACAUUGGGACCUGUGCCAUCACUGCUAUUCCUUUUGAGAAGUCCAAGGUUUUAUUUACUCUUGAAGAACUGGAUGAAUUUACUUUUGUAGAUGAAACAGAUCAACAAGCUGUUCCAGAUGUAACUCGAAUAGGUCCCAGCCAAGAAAAGUGGGGUUGGAUAAUGUUUGAAUGUGGACUUGAAAAUUUAACCAUAAAAGGAGGAAGACAGUCUGGUGCUGUUUUAUACAACAGUUUUGGAAUUAUGGGUAAAGCUAAUGCCACAGAAAGGGGUGGAGUGCUGACAUCCAACAAUUCUUCAGAUUCUCCAACUGGCAGUGGCUAUAAUACUGAUGUCUCCGAUGAUAAUCUUCCAUGUGACCGGACAAGCCCUUCCUCAGACUUAAAUGGAAACUCUGUCUCAGAUGAACAAGAUGAAGGUGUCGAAUCUGAUGAUUUGAAGAAAGAUCUGCCCCUGAUGCCUCCACCUCCAGACUCGUGCAGCAUGAAGCUGACCAUUAAAGAGAUCUGGUUUAGUUUUGCAGCUCCCACCAACGUGAGGUCUCUCACACACGCGUUUUCUAGGCAGCUGAACCUCUUAAGCACUGCAACUCCAGCUGUUGGUGCCUGGCUUGUUCCCAUUGAUCAACUCAAGUCGUCCUUAAACAAAUUAGAAACUGAGGGAACCCUGAGAAUCUGUGCUGUCAUGGGAUGCAUAAUGACAGAAGCCCUAGAGAAUAAAAGUGUACAUUUUCCCCUAAGAAGCAAAUACAACAGGCUUACGAAAGUUGCUCGCUUUCUCCAAGAAAAUCCUUCCUGUUUGCUCUGCAAUAUCCUUCAUCACUACCUACACCAGGCAAAUUACUCCAUCAUCGAUGAUGCUACCAUGAGUGAUGGUCUUCCUGCUUUGGUCACUUUAAAGAAAGGCUUGGUUGCACUUGCAAGGCAGUGGAUGAAGUUUAUUGUGGUGACACCAGCUUUUAAAGGAGUCAGCUUACACAGACCAGCUCAGCCCCUGAAACCUCAUGCAACUGUGGACCAUGAGCAUGAAGACGGACUUGGGCUGGAUAAUGGGGGUGGUCUUCAGAGUGAUACCAGUGCUGAUGGAGCAGAGUUUGAGUUUGAUGCAGCCACAGUCAGUGAACACACAAUGCUGCUAGAAGGAACAGCCCAGCGGCCACCUCCAGGUAGCUCUGGACCUGUAACGGGAGCUGAAAUAAUGAGAAAACUUUCCAAAACUCACACCCAUAGUGACUCUGCAUUAAAAAUAAAGGGCAUUCAUCCAUAUCAUUCUCUGAGCUACACCAGCGGAGACACUGCCACGGAUUCCCCAGUGCAUGUUGGACGCACAGGGAUGCCAGUAAAGGAGAGUCCGAGGAAGGAGAGCCUGCUCAGCUACCUGACCGGCAGCUUCCCCAGCUUGCACAACCUUCUGGAAGGCACCCCUCAGAGAAGCAGUGCAGCUGUGAAAAGUAGCUCCCUGACAAGAACAGGAAAUUCAGUGGCCACCGACAUGCUGUCUGAGCAUCCCUUGCUGUCUGAGCCAUCGUCUGUGAGUUUCUAUAACUGGAUGUCAAACGCUGUGGGUAACCGAGGUGGUGCAGUGCAAGAAUCUCCUGUCACAAAAUCAGGACACAACAGUCUUCCAACAGGUGUUGCACCCAAUCUUCCUACAAUACCCUCAGCCUCGGAUUUCAACACUGUCUUGUCUAGUGACCAGAAUACAUUGGAUGGGACACAUUCUCAGCAUAGCACUAGUCAGGAUGAUGUGGCAGGUGUAGAAGAAGCUAACCAAGGGUUUCCUGCUGUUCAGCUAGCUGAUGCACAGGUCGUUUUUAAACCUCUUCUGAGUCAUACAGGCAUCCAGUCACAGGACACAGUGCCACUCUGCUACCGAAUGUACUUUGGAGAACACCUUUCAUUUUCGGGGACUUUGGACUGCCUCAGAGCAGAUAUUGUGGAUUCAGAUACAGCCAAAGAGAGAAAAGGCAAAAGAGCAAGAAGGCAAGGGCACGUGAAUCUUCCUCCGCUGGAGUUCAAGCCAGCACUAAUGUUGGAAACGUUUAGCAUCAGUGCUGUGGUAAUGGAGAAGUCUGUAUGCACACCUCAGAACUCCACCAGUGCCCUUUCCUUCCACGAUCUUAACAAGCGCUAUUAUAAUACCUUCCACUGCAACUUCACUAUUUCUUGUCAGUCAAUUAGCCAGCAUGUAGAUAUGGCUUUGGUUCGUCUCAUUCACCAGUUUAGUACAAUGAUAGAUGAUAUCAAAGCAACUCAGACUGACAUUAAACUUAGCAGAUACACAGCCGGAUCAGCUUCCCCAACACCCACUUUCAAAACCAGAAAGCAUCGAGAUUUUCGUUCUUCUGACUUCAGCCGCAGUUCUAGAGGAAGUCUUAAUGGUGGCAGUAGAGUAAAUAAUGCAAAGAACAAACGGACCAACAAUGAGAAUAACAAAAAGGAAUCCCGGAACAAAAAUUCAUUAGGCAGAUCUGAAAGAAGAACUUCAAAAGUGUCUAGGAAAGGUUCAAAAGAUGUGGUGGACCACAUGACUAUUCAUAUGGAUGACUCUGAUUCAAUCACAGUGUCAGAACAAAGUGAGCCUUCGGCUGAGUGUUGGCAGAACAUGUAUAAGCUGCUUAACUUCUAUUCACUCAUCUCUGAUCCAACAGGAAUAUUAGAAAAAUCUUCAGAAACAUUUGGACCUGCAGGAGUGCGGAGCCCUACAGAGCCAACAUGUAAAGUUGUGUUUGAGAAUGAGCAAGACACCAACAGUUUGACCAAGACACAGAGGAAACGUAGCUUGGUAAAUUCUGAGCCUCAGCAUGUUACUCUAAUAGUGUUUGGGAUUGGAAUGGUGAACCGCACGCAUCUAGAGGCAGACAUUGGUGGGCUGACAAUGGAAUCGGAACUAAAGAGAAUCCAUGGCAGUUUCACCCUGAAGGAAAAGAUGAAAGAUGUUUUACAUCAAAAGAUGACUGAGACAUGUGCCACUGCUCAUAUUGGUGGAGUUAAUAUCGUUCUUCUUGAAGGAAUUACCCCAAAUAUACAAACUGUAGUGAAAUGUAGUAUUGCCAAGUCCCAGGCCCUCUACAGUGCCCAGAGGGGGCUGAAGACAAACAAUGCAGCUGUGUUCAAAGUAGGUGCCAUCAGCAUCAACAUUCCUCAGCACCCUGCCACCUUGCACAGCAUGAUGGUUCGGAGCUCUCACCAGCUCUCCAAGCAAAUCUCAGACCUUAUCAGACAGCCUUCUACAGUCCAACAGCCUAUGAAAGAAGAUAUUGCAACUCCACUGCCCUCUGAAAAAACCCCAACAAGUGUUAAUCAAACUCCUGUUGAGACAAAUGAAUUUCCUCAGCUCCCAGAAGGCUUGGAGAAGAAGCCUAUUGUUCUUAAAUUCAGUGCCAUGUUAGAUGGCAUAGCCAUUGGAGCAGCACUGUUACCAUCUCUGAAAGCAGAGUAUAAGAUGGGAAGAAUGAGAAGUCAUGGGAUGACAGGUGCACAGACAAGGUUUACAUUUGAGCUGCCAAAUCACAGAUUGCGUUUUACUUCAAAAGUUUCAGCCACAGAUAUGUCAACCAUUCCUCCUUCUGCCAGUCUUAACCUUCCUCCUGUUACUAUGUCAGGGAAGUACAUAAUGGAAGAACAUGACAGCUACUCUGAUCAGGUGUGGAGUAUAGAUGAACUGCCUUCUAAACAAGGGUACUACUUACAGGGAAAUUAUCUACGUUGUGUGGCAGAAGUUGGUUCCUUUGAACAUAAUCUCACAACUGAUCUUCUGAACCACUUGGUGUUUGUACAGAAGGUAUUCAUGAAGGAAGUCAAUGAAGUAAUACAGAAAGUUUCUGGUGGGGAGCAGCCUAUUCCUCUCUGGAACGAACACGAUGGAGCAGCAGAUGGAGAUAAGCCUAAAAUUCUCCUCUAUUCUCUGAACUUGCAGUUUAAGGGUAUCCAAGUAACAGCCACAACUCCAUCAAUGAGAGCUGUGAGAUUCGAAACUGGACUGAUUGAACUGGAGCUAUCUAACCGACUUCAAACUAAAGCUUCACCGGGAAGUAGUAGCUAUCUGAAAUUGUUUGGUAAAUGUCAAGUGGAUUUAAAUCUGGCAUUAGGACAAAUUGUCAAACAUCAGGUUUAUGAGGAAGCUGGUUCUGAUUUUCAUCAAGUUGCCUAUUUUAAAACUAGAAUUGGAUUAAGGAAUGCCCUUCGAGAAGAAAUCAGUGGUUCUUCAGAUAGAGAAGCCGUGCUCAUUACUUUGAACAGACCAAUUGUUUAUGCCCAACCUGUGGCCUUUGAUAGAGCUGUGCUGUUUUGGCUGAAUUAUAAGGCUGCCUAUGACAACUGGAAUGAACAGCGAAUGGCCUUGCACAAGGACAUUCACAUGGCCACAAAGGAAGUGGUAGACAUGCUGCCUGGUAUUCAGCAAACAUCAGCCCAGGCCUUUGGCACUCUCUUUCUCCAGCUGACUGUGAAUGACCUGGGAAUUUGCCUGCCUAUCACCAACACUGCUCAGUCUAAUCACACUGGGGACCUGGACACUGGUUCGGCCUUAGUAUUGACCAUCGAAAGCACUCUCAUCACUGCUUGCUCUUCAGAGUCCUUGGUUAGCAAAGGGCAUUUCAAAAACUUCUGCCUUCGUUUUGCUGAUGGCUUUGAGACAUCGUGGGAUGACUGGAAACCAGAAAUCCGUGGGGAUCUGGUAAUGAAUGCCUGUGUAGUUCCAGAUGGUACCUAUGAAGUAUGCUCAAGGACCACAGGACAAGCAGCAGCUGAGAGCAGUAGUGCUGGGACCUGGACGCUCAACGUGCUAUGGAAAAUGUGUGGGAUCGAUGUCCACAUGGACCCUAACAUCGGCAAGAGGCUCAAUGCCCUGGGCAACACCCUCACAACACUGACUGGUGAGGAGGACAUCGAUGACAUUGCUGACCUGAAUUCAAUGAACAUAGCUGACCUGUCUGAUGAGGAUGAAGUCGAUACCAUGUCUCCCACUAUCCACUCUGAAGCUGUAGAUUAUCGAAGACAAGGAGCAUCCUCCAGCCAGCCAGGAGAGCUCAGAGGAAGAAAAAUUAUGAAGCGUUUAGUGGAUAUCAGAGAACUGAAUGAACAGGCCAAAGUAAUAGAUGACCUUAAAAAAUUAGGUGCAAGUGAAGGAACCAUAAACCAGGAAAUUCAACGUUACCAGCAGUUAGAAUCUGUGGCUGUAAAUGAUAUUCGAAGAGAUGUUCGGAAAAAAUUACGGAGGUCCAGUAUGAGAGCUGCUUCUUUAAAGGAUAAGUGGGGAUUGGGUUAUAAACCAAGUUAUAGCCGAUCAAAAAGCAUUUCUGCCUCUGGAAGACCACCUCUCAAGCGAAUGGAAAGAACAAGUUCUCGAGUAGGAGAAGCUGAAGAGCUCCCAGAAAUCCGAGUGGAUGCAGCAUCUCCUGGGCCCAGAGUAACUUUUAACAUCCAGGAUACAUUUCCAGAAGAGACAGAACUGGACCUUUUGUCAGUAACUAUUGAAGGUCCAUCUCACUACUCAUCAAACAGUGAAGGGUCCUGUUCCGUGUUCAAUUCUCCCAAAACUCCAGGAGGCUUUCCAGCAAGCAUUCCUUUCCAACCUGAAGAGGGUCGAAGAGAUGACAGCUUGUCUUCUACCAGUGAAGACUCAGAGAAGGAUGAAAAGGAUGAAGACCGGGAGAGGGAAAGGUUUUAUAUUUACCGAAAACCCUCACACACUUCUCGUAAAAAAGCAACAGGCUUUGCUGCUGUUCAUCAGUUAUUUACGGAACGCUGGCCAACAACACCAGUCAACCGAAGUCUUAGUGGCACAGCUACUGAAAGAAAUAUUGAUUUUGAACUUGAUAUACGGGUUGAAAUUGAUAGUGGAAAAUGUGUACUCCACCCAACCACCCUUCUACAAGAACAUGAUGACAUAAGUUUGAGAAGGAGUUAUGAUCGAAGUUCCAGGAGCUUAGAUCAGGAUUCUCCUUCAAAAAAGAAGAAAUUUCAAACUAAUUAUGCUUCCACCACCCAUCUAAUGACUGGCAAGAAAGUGCCAUCCUCUCUGCAGACCAAGCCCAGUGACUUGGAAACAACAGUGUUCUACAUUCCUGGAGUUGAUGUGAAGUUGCACUACAAUUCUAAGACGCUAAAGACUGAAUCACCUAAUGCUUCCAGAGGGUCUUCCUUGCCAAGAACACUCUCCAAAGAGUCCAAGCUGUAUGGUAUGAAAGAUAGCGCGACAUCUCCUCCUUCUCCUCCUUUACCUUGCACUGUCCAGAGCAAGACUAACACCUUACUUCCUCCCCAACCCCCACCUCUCCCCUCAGCCAAAGGAAAAGGAAGUGGAGGAGUAAAAACAGCCAAGCUCUAUGCCUGGGUAGCACUUCAAUCAUUGCCGGAGGAAAUGGUUAUUAGUCCCUGCUUGUUGGACUUCCUGGAGAAGGCUCUAGAAACAAUCCCAAUUACACCAAUCGAAAGGAAUUAUACAGCUGUUAGCUCACAAGAUGAAGACAUGGGGCAUUUUGAAAUACCAGAUCCUAUGGAAGAGUCAACAACAUCACUAGUGUCAUCCUCAACGUCAGCAUACUCUUCCUUCCCUGUGGAUGUCGUGGUGUAUGUGCGAGUUCAGCCCUCGCAGAUCAAGUUUAGCUGCUUGCCAGUGUCGAGAGUAGAGUGCAUGCUGAAGCUGCCGUCCCUGGACUUGGUGUUCUCCUCCAACCGAGGGGAACUGGAGACUUUGGGUACAGCAUAUCCCACAGAGACCUUGUCCCCCGGGGGCACUGCUCCUCAGAGUGGAACAAAGACUUCUGCUAGCAAAACUGGAAUACCAGGCUCAUCAGGAUUAGGCAGCCCUCUGGGCCGAAGUCGGCACAGCAGUAGUCAGUCGGAUCUGACCAUCUCCAGCAGCAGUUCCUCUGGCUUGAGCUUCACUGCGUGCAUGUCCGACUUCUCCCUGUACGUGUUCCAUCCGUAUGGAGCAGGGAAACAAAAAACUGCUGUUUCUGGCCUCACACCUGGAUCAGGAGGAUUAGGUAACGUGGAUGAGGAGCCCACUUCAGUCACUGGUCGAAAAGACUCACUCAGUAUAAACCUUGAAUUUGUGAAAGUGAGUUUGUCUCGAAUAAGGCGUUCAGGAGGUGCCUCAUUUUUUGAAAGUCAAUCUAUAAGCAAGUCUACAAGCAAAAUGGACACUACGCUAAUAAAUAUAUCUGCUGUUUGUGAUAUAGGGUCUGCCUCCUUUAAAUAUGAUAUGCGCCGCCUCAGUGAAAUUCUGGCAUUUCCGAGAGCCUGGUAUAGAAGAAGUAUUGCAAGACGUCUGUUCCUUGGAGAUCAAACAAUAAAUUUGCCAACUUCUGGGCCUGGAACACCUGAUUCCAUUGAAGGCGUAAGCCAGCACCUUUCCCCGGAAUCAUCAAGAAAAGCUUACUGCAGGACGUGGGAACAGCCAAGCCAGUCAGCCUCCUUCACCCACAUGCCUCAGUCACCUAAUGUAUUCAAUGAGCAUAUGACGAACAGCAGCAUGUCACCAGGGACUACAGCACAGAGCCUGAAAUCACCUGCUUCCAUAAGGUCAAGAAGUGUGUCUGAUUCUUCAGUUCCUCAAAGAGAUUCACUUUCGAAAACAUCAACUCCUGUUAACAAAUCAAACAAAGCAGCAAGCCAGCAAGGGACCCCGUGGGAGACACUUGUCGUGUUUGCCAUCAACUUGAAACAACUGAACGUGCAAAUGAAUAUGAGUAACGUGAUGGGAAAUACCACUUGGACAACUAGUGGUUUGAAGAGCCAAGGUCGUCUGUCAGUGGGAAGUAAUCGCGAUCGGGAGAUCAGCAUGUCUGUUGGGCUGGGGAGGUCACAGUUAGAUUCUAAAGGAGGAGUAGUUGGAGGGACCAUUGACGUCAAUGCUUUGGAGAUGGUUGCUCAUAUUUCUGAACACCCAAAUCAGCAACCCAGUCACAAAAUUCAGAUUACCAUGGGUUCCACUGAAGCUCGUGUGGACUACAUGGGCUCAAGUAUCCUCAUGGGCAUCUUCAGCAAUGCUGACCUUAAGCUUCAAGAUGAAUGGAAAGUAAACUUAUAUAACACACUGGACUCAAGCCUGACUGAUAAAAGUGAGAUUUUUGUCCAUGGAGAUUUGAAAUGGGAUAUUUUCCAAGUAAUGAUAUCAAGAUCAACAACACCAGACCUGAUAAAAAUAGGCAUGAAGCUCCAGGAAUUUUUCACACAACAGUUUGACACCAGCAAACGAGCUCUGUCUACUUGGGGACCAGUUCCUUAUCUUCCACCAAAGACAGUGACUAACAACCUAGAGAAAAGUUCACAAGAACAAUUGCUUGAUGCAGCUCAUCAUCGACAUUGGCCUGGAGUAUUGAAGGUGGUAUCAGGAUGCCACAUAUCCUUAUUUCAGAUCCCAUUACCGGAAGAUGGAAUGCAGUUUGGAGGAUCAAUGAGCUUACAUGGAAAUCAUAUGACACUGGCUUGUUUUCAUGGUCCAAAUUUCCGUUCAAAAUCCUGGGCCCUUUUUCAUUUAGAAGAACCAAAUAUUGCUUUUUGGACUGAGGCUCAGAAAAUCUGGGAAGAUGGUUCUAGUGAUCAUUCUACAUAUAUUGUACAAACCUUGGAUUUCCAUCUGGGCCAUAACACCAUGGUUACCAAACCAUGUGGUGCCUUGGAAAGUCCUAUGGCAACAAUAACCAAGAUCACACGGCGUCGCCAUGAAAAUCCACCCCAUGGAGUAGCAAGUGUGAAAGAAUGGUUCAAUUAUGUUACAGCCACCAGGAAUGAAGAACUAAACUUGCUCCGCAACGUUGAUGCUAAUAACACAGAGAAUAGCACUACUGUGAAGAAUUCCAGUUUGUUGAGUGGAUUCAGAGGAGGUUCUAGCUACAACCAUGAAACAGAGACUAUCUUUGCACUACCAAGGAUGCAGCUUGACUUUAAGUCCAUCCAUGUUCAAGAACCACAAGAACCUUCAUUACAAGAUGCCAGCCUAAAGCCAAAGGUGGAAUGCAGCGUGGUGACAGAAUUCACGGACCACAUCUGUGUGACCAUGGAUGCUGAGCUCAUCAUGUUUCUCCAUGAUUUAGUGUCAGCCUAUCUCAAAGAAAAAGAAAAAGCCAUCUUUCCGCCUCGGAUUUUAUCUACUCGACCAGGACAGAAAAGCCCAAUUAUUAUGCAUGAUGAUAGUUCUGACAAAGACCGAGAAGAUAGCAUCUCUUACACCACUGUGGACUGGAGAGAUUUUAUGUGCAACACAUGGCAUCUGGAACCCACUCUUAGAUUAAUUUCUUGGACUGGAAGAAAGAUUGAUCCAGUAGGUGUUGAUUACAUUCUUCAAAAAUUGGGCUUUCAUCAUGCCAGGACAACCAUUCCUAAAUGGCUUCAGAGAGGAGUCAUGGACCCACUGGACAAGGUUCUGUCUGUCCUUAUCAAAAAGCUUGGCACUGCACUACAGGACGAAAAGGAAAAGAAAGGAAAAGACAAAGAAGAACACUAGGAGAGUAACUUGAUCCAUGAAAAGAUUUGAGUGUGUCCAUUAAGUUCUGCUACACUGGAGUGUUUUUUUAAUUUAAAUUGUAACUUUAAAAUAAUUCUAAUUUUGUGGCCAUUGUAUUAAAAGUUUGCAAGUUAAUGUUUAUUCUAGUUCCAACAUUCUGUGUACAGUGAAGUAUUAUUGCAUGAUAAUGUAAAUUUUGUGAUGAACUAGAUUAAAAUAUAUAAAUAUUUGAUCAUUAGGAGUUAUAAUUGUAUUAUGUGCAAUAUGAUUCCUGCAUCCUUAAAAUAUUUGCAGAAUAACUGUGAAUUCUCUUGCUAUUGGCCAUAACUUUUAGAAAAAAAAUUCUUGUUGAUAAUGUGAUGGGAGGACAUUAAUUGCUUUUUUUUAAAUGUAGACUUGUAUAAAUAUCUGUAUGUAUAUAGUUUGAGUAAUUGUGUUAUGAUGUUUACCACUAAAAUAUUGUUUGUAAUUAUUGUAAUAAAGUCACAAUAAUGGUUUCAGUCUA
This is a messenger RNA of Marmota flaviventris (yellow-bellied marmot), 15711 nucleotides long. The record is from RefSeq and is a predicted model, not a curated record. Lineage: Eukaryota; Metazoa; Chordata; Mammalia; Rodentia; Sciuridae.